Salarias fasciatus (jewelled blenny) is the source of this 2666-nucleotide messenger RNA. It is a transcript of the gene slc16a4, whose product is annotated as solute carrier family 16 member 4. NCBI's taxonomy places the organism in Eukaryota, Metazoa, Chordata, Actinopteri, Blenniiformes, Blenniidae. The transcript is spliced from 11 exons. The record is from RefSeq and is a predicted model, not a curated record. The coding region runs from base 503 to 2197 and encodes 564 amino acids. Gene Ontology annotation, molecular function: monocarboxylic acid transmembrane transporter activity. Gene Ontology annotation, biological process: monocarboxylic acid transport; transmembrane transport.
GGCUGAGCUGAGAGCGAGAUGCGGUCCGGAGCGUCGAGGAGAAGUUAUGGCCCGGUCAUCCCCGGAGGAGAAGGUCCCGCCGCAGCCCGUGUCCGGCCCCAAGUGCCCCUCCGGUGACGCGCACGCCCUCCAGGGACGCACAGCCGCGCACGCGACAAGUUGCGCGUCAAAGUAAUUGAAAUCGAGGCAAAGCAGGAGCAAAUUCCAGUGUCAGUGCGCCUGAAUUUUGGCAUCUCCUCCCCCGAGCCACCCGGUGCUUGUCUCUCAGCAAUGCAACAGGCCUGCGAGGUGCAGAUAACGACUGGCUCGCGGCUCCGCACGAUAUAAAGCGAACCUUGAUGCAGCCGGCGUUCCAAGUGGCCUUCGACCAACCUGAGAAUGAUACUCAGUAAAUAGGAAUCCUGAGUUUUCUCCCCACCUUCAGUGCCUUGGAGGCGAAACACCGAGGCAGCAUAUCGGGUGCCUCCAUCCGUCACAUCCGCCAGCGUAUCAGCAGGUCGCCAUGAAUCUGUUCAGGAAGGAUGCCAUGGGCACGAAGAAAGAGAAGGAGAAGGAGAUCCAGUACGAGGACCCGCCUGACGGAGGCUGGGGGUGGAUGGUUGUGCUGCACUGCUUCCUGGUGAAUGUCCUGGUGAUGGGAACCCUGAAAAGCUUCGGGAUCUUCUUCGUGGCCUUCCAGGACGAGUUCGGAGGCUCGGCAGAGAGCAUCAGCUGGAUCGGGUCCAUCAUGUCCAGCCUGCGUCUGUCUGGAGCGCCGCUCGCUUCUGUAGCCUGCGCCAAGGUGGGAACCAGAGUGACGUCCAUCACCGGAGCGGUGCUGGUGAGCGGCGGCUUCAUCAUGAGCAUCUUCGCCAACAGUGUGGUUUUCCUCUACAUCAGCAUGGGAGUGGUGGUCGGAAUGGGUUUUGCGCUGCUUUACCAGGCCUUCUCGGUGGUCACAGCGCUCUACUUCCGGAAGCGGCUGGCAACAGCUUACGCCAUCGGGCGCUCCGGGAUGGGUUUGACCUUCGCCCUGGCUCCAUUCACUCAGCUCCUACUGGACCAAUAUGCGUGGCAAGGGGCCAUGCUGAUCCUGGGCGGGCUCAUGCUGAACCUGGUGGCCUCCGGGAUGCUGCUGCGGCCCAUCAACGUCAAGCCGCCCGUCGCCAGCCCGACCUCCUCCGCCAUCCAGAAGAGCCCCUGUCUGUCCGUCAAGAGCUGUUCUGAGAAGGACGCGAAGAGCAGCUGCUCCCACCUGUCCAACGGCUUUUCCAAAUCAGACUCCCGCCCGGCCCCGCCGCCCCCCCAGACGGACUGCGAGAAGCCGGAGGACCAGCGAACUCAGGAGCAGCCGGCCAACCCCGAACUGACCAGGCUGGUCCUGAACGGCGUCAACGGCCACGAGCCGCACCAGAGCGCCGGUCAGUGUAAGUCCACGAGUCCGGACAGCUCGGCGGAGAUCAACGGCAGCAUGAAUGGAUCCACCGUGAUCGGAUCACACACCAGCAUGCAGAGCGAGACGAGCGUCGUAAAAACCAAAGUACUGGAUUUCUCCCUGCUGAAGGACCCCUUUUUUUGCAUCUACACCUGGUCCCUGGUCUUCAGUCAGCUGGCCUACUUCAUCCCCUACUUCCACCUGUCUGCCAGAGCCAGAACUCUGGGCAUCGACGCAAUGGACGCGUCCUUCAUCAUCUCUGUGGCAGGUAUCACAGAGACCAUCGCCCAGUUGGCCUCGGGCUGGGUGACGGACAGAAACCUGUUCCAUAAAUACCACUACCACAAAGCCUACCUGAUCCUGUGCGGCCUGGUCAACCUGCUCUCCCCGCUGGCGACCUCCUACAUCUUGCUGAUGGUCUACGCCAUCUUCUUCGCCAUCUUCUGCGGCGGCUACAUGGCCCUGCUGCUGCCCGUCCUCGUCGACCUGGUGGGAUCUGAGAAACUCAAUAACUCCAUGGGCUUCUCAAUGUUCUUUGUUGGCCUGGGCUGCCUCACAGGGCCUCCUUUGGCAGGCUUCCUGUACGACUACACCCAGACGUACGACUGCUCCUUCUACCUGGCCGGCCUCUGCUACCUGCUGUCCUCGCUCUCCCUCUUCAUGGAGCCGCUGGCGCAGCGCUGGAAGUCCAGGAAGAAACUGUUGCAGGCCAAGAGAGCAGAGAGCAGCUGUAAGACCAAUGGCUGCUUCACCCCUGACCGCCUGCAGAACGGCGCUGUGUAGGAAUGAAGUCCGGGGAAGGCCUUGGAUCUUGAACUAACACGCUCAUGACCACAGGCCCGCAUACCUCGGACCGCGGACUCCAGCUCAAAGUCGGGACCUCGAUGGUAGUUUCUGCAGGAGGGAACAGAUGAUGUCUGAGAACAAACGCUGGCGGACAGAUUGUUCAAACCGAACCUUUAAAAAGCCAAAAUGUUUCUUCACCCGUCCCUCCGACUCCGACGUUCGACACUGAGCACAGCUUGAGGUCCGCGGACGUGACUUAUACACUAGGACAGACUCUUAUUUUCACAACCUGCAGUUUGAUUGCACAUCCAGCCACAAGGAACCAAACUAUGCAGUGGAUGUCGAGAUUCCGUUCUCAUCCGAUUCUCCGACUGGAAGCACAUAUCCCCGAGGAUGUACAUUUCCCGAAUGUCUUCGUUUAAAAAAAAAAAAAGCAAAAACAAGAAAAAAAAAAAAGCCUUUCACC